AACGAAAUACAGAUGAAAUACCCUACGGAUCUUUCUAGAGAAGAAGAAGAAGAUCCAAGUUAUGUAUCAAGUGAAGAGCUGGUCUUGCUACGAACAAAGAGGCAAACAAUAGAAGCUCUACAAUCUUCCUGCAAAGCUGUAGAAAAAUUUUGGCAAGUAUGGCAGACUCAUUACUUAACAUCAUUACGAGAAAAGCAUCGGAGAGACAUAGAACAAAAACGUGGAUCCUCAUACGAACCACGAAAUGGGGACUUGGUACUGAUCGCAGACCCAGUGCAACCACGUCAAGCCUGGAAACUUGGACGAAUCAUCGAACUGGUCAAAAACCAGUGUGGGGUCAUAAGGGAGGCAGGUGUCAUGCUACCCUCACACCAUAAAAUUCGCAGGCCAGUCAACCUUCUCGUACCACUGGAACUAGAAGAGUACCAGUCCGAAAACACAAAGGAAGCAGAUGCGGGUGGUAGUGAAAUCACACCUACUACGAAGGAAACAACCAUGCAUCCGUACAACCUUCGUCCAAAUCGUAAGAAAAACUAUGCCGAGAACAUCUUGAACACAUCAGUACUACUUGUCACCAUGUUGGGACUGCUAUUCACAAAUGACGGAGUGAGGGGACAAAAGGUACCAGACCAAGUAACAAAGAUCACCAGAUUUAUAAAAUGCAUUCCGGGUGGGGUACAACUCAUUUCCGAGGUACAAGUGCCUUAUCAAGUAUGCGCUGUGGACUUUUGCAAGACAUUUGACUCGCCACAAUACAACGAAACAGUAAAGUUCCCACCUAGUAUAGUGCUGCAUGAGCACAAGGUCCAAUGGAAACUCAGCAUCAAUAACGCCAUAGACAUAAUGGAAGCAAUGUGCCCAUCAGCACCAUUUUGUGAAUCAGUAGAUUGUCUUUUCUGUGCCCCACUCAUCUUCAAUCCUGAAUGCUGGCCGGUUGGAGCGAUAAUAGCGCUUACG
Molecule: messenger RNA, 957 nt
Organism: Cylicostephanus goldi
Lineage: Eukaryota; Metazoa; Nematoda; Chromadorea; Rhabditida; Strongylidae
Source: the annotation of a GenBank genome assembly